AUGACUACUUCCAGUGUGGAAACACCACUUCGGAGAGUUACAAACGGAACACCGAUAGGGAAAUCAUCCGGCCAAGAGGAGAGGUCGUUCGUUUCUAGAUUCAACCUUCUCCUUGAUUGCUUGAUCGUCAGCGGCAAACUUAUCGGCGUCGUUGAUCAUACGCUCGAUAUCUUCCGGACUCAAACGAUUGUGAUCGUUGGUGAUGGUGAUCUUGUUCUUGUUUCCGGUUCCUUUGUCUUCGGCGCUGACGUGGAGGAUUCCAUUGACAUCAAUUUCGAAGGUGACUUCGAUUUGGGGAACACCACGUGGAGCUGGAGGAAUUCCGGUGAGGUCGAAGUUUCCGAGCUUGUGGUUAUCCUUAACCAUUGGUCGUUCUCCCUCGUAAAUUACGAUGGAGACGGCGCUUUGGCUAUCGGAGGCAGUAGAGAACACUUGACUCUUCUUUGUUGGGAUGACUGUGUUUCUGGAAAUGAGCUUGGUCAUCACUCCUCCAACUGUCUCGAUUCCCAUCGUGAGUGGGUUGACAUCAAGAAGGACGACGUCUCCUGUGUUCUCAACUCCUCCGAUAACUCCUCCUUGAACGGCAGCUCCGUAAGCAACGGCCUCAUCCGGAUUGAUACCUGA
Molecule: messenger RNA, 624 nt
Organism: Caenorhabditis remanei
Lineage: Eukaryota; Metazoa; Nematoda; Chromadorea; Rhabditida; Rhabditidae
Exons: 2
Coding region: 1-624 (207 amino acids)
Source: RefSeq, a predicted model, not a curated record